AAACUAUCAAACACCUUUUCUCCACUUUAAGCCUCUUUCCCUCUCUCUGAAUUUGCCUAUAAUUUUUUCGACAAGCCCUUCGGGUUAGGGUUAGGGUUAGGGCUAGGAUUAGGGUUUCUACAUAUCCGUCUGGUUUCUCGCUCUUUCUUCAACUUAUUUCAAGGUUGGGUUAGGGUUUCCUUGCGUCGGGUUUCUUACGGAUUUCCUAGGUUUUUUUUUUCAACAAAUCUGGGGUUAGGGUUUUGGUGGGUUCUUGAAUUGUUGUGUGCGGUUCAUGUUUGUGGCUGAUUCUUAUACCGAGCGUGGUUUUAGGGUAUCUAUAUCCGAAGUUGGUUUGAGAUUUUAUUGAAUUCAGCUUUUGUGUGAUGAGUUUGUAGCUGCUGGUUGGAUCAGAAUGAGAUCUCUUGAAGGGGUUGCGGAGAGUCCGCUUUCGACGGUCUUGAAUUUAACCUUGCAGGAAGAAAAGUAUAAUUUGACGCUAAAGGAGGGUAAUUAUGGUCCGAGAUUCUACGGAUGGCUCUUUGAGUGUCAUGGAUUUUGGCAUAAUGUUGCUUUGAUUGUUCCGUCGGCUCUAUUCGUGCUGUACUUGGGGUUUCAGGCAAGGAAGAGCUUCACGAAGCUCACACAUGGACGAUCUUAUAUCAUGAUUUCUUAUUAUGGCUGUCUUUGGCUCGUUAGUUUGCUCAAUCUCGCUUGGUGCUCCCUUCAGGCAUGGGAAUGCACUCCUGAGAAGGCAGUAGCAUGGAAUGUCUUAUCGUUGUUUACAACUUCUGGGAUGCUUUUUCUGGAAGUAAGCUUGGUGGCCUUUUUACUCCAAGGAAAUUAUGCAAGUGGAUUGGAAGCUUUAACGCGAACUUUUGUUGUCUCAGGACUUAUUAUUGGUUUGGAUCUACUCCUCAAGGUCAUUUACCUAUUUGGAUUUGGGGUCCCAUUGUUUAUUGACAACAAUGAUCAAUCACAUCGGGUAAAAUGGGGCUUGUGGGUUGUCCACAAACUAGUGCUUACUGCUGUUUAUGGCUUCAUAUUAUUCAUGUACCACUCAAAAUGGAGAGAGAGGUUACCUGCAAGACCUGCAUUCUACAAAUAUAUCACAAUCAUGUGCUGCUUGAAUGCAUUAGCAUUGUUUGCUUGUGGGCUUACAGGAAAUGGGGCUGGUUUUGGGUUCUGGUUAUAUGGUCUUACAAUGAUUUUCUACCAUGCCUUUUAUCUUCCCCUUCUAUAUAUUACAUUUCUAGCAGACUUUUUCCAGGAGGAAGAUUUGCAUUUGGAGAAUGUAUACUACUCUGAGAUGAAAGAUGCCGGCUUCUUUGAUGCUGAUUGGGAGUGAUGCAACUGCACUUUCUGAAUCAGAAGAUGGUCUCUGGUUUUUACACUGUAUAUAAAAGUAAAUAAACAAUAAGGCCCCAUUGGACUUGGUGGUUUAAGAGAAUUAAAAGAGGGUUUGAUUAAUGUUUCAAUGACUUGGCUGUUUCUUAUCAUUUUACAAGAGCUGUUUUAUAGCAAACUCUAAAGCGAACAUGACUAUAUGGAAAGCGAUUUAGAGUCUGUGUCAAUUUAUAGGCUA
This is a messenger RNA of Vitis riparia (riverbank grape), 1564 nucleotides long. RefSeq names its product protein CANDIDATE G-PROTEIN COUPLED RECEPTOR 2-like. Gene Ontology annotation, molecular function: G protein-coupled receptor activity. Gene Ontology annotation, biological process: G protein-coupled receptor signaling pathway. The transcript has 6 exons. The coding region runs from base 395 to 1327 and encodes 310 amino acids. Gene Ontology annotation, cellular component: plasma membrane. Lineage: Eukaryota; Viridiplantae; Streptophyta; Magnoliopsida; Vitales; Vitaceae. The record is from RefSeq and is a predicted model, not a curated record.